AUGGAGGCGGCGCCGCAGUGGGGAACGGAAGCAGGCGGUCAACACCACGGCUGCCGUUGUCAUCAUAAUUGCGCCGCGCCGUCGGCGUCGGACGCGCUGCGGCUUCUCGGAGACGUUGACGCGGCUAUUGCUUGGUGCGAGGGGAAGGCGGCGGUGACAGCUCUGCUGUUCCCGCCGGCAGCACACCGUAUCCACCGGCCACGCCACUCGUCACACACCGAGGGUCAUGACAGCAGCAACAAUAACAAUAACAACAGCAAGAUGAAGGUGAGGGGUUCGACGCCUUCUGAUGAGGAAGCCUACUCGCACUGGCAGGAGCCACAGGUGAUGCCACGGCGCAACGCGCCGCACGAUUAUUAUGAAACUCCUGAUGGAAACAUCCGGAGCUGCAGCAGCAGCCGCAGCCGCGCACGUCAGCCCAUCACAUCACCGCCAACGUUGCCAUGCACCGCUACGCGUGGUGUGGACGACGGCGGGUGCAACCUGGACUUUGACCGCUGGACGGCUAGGCAGAUAGCGGCGCAGGCACAGCAUGACAAGAGGCGUUUGUGGCUGCUUCGAUGCGUUGCGGAGGAGGCGGUCCGCCGACACGCUGUCAUCGUAGAAGAGCGUCUAGGACGGAUUGCCCUACUUGUCACCGCACGCGAGGAAGUAGCGGCAGUGGCAGGAUUCCUAGAGACCGAACAGUGGAUGAAACAGCAGCACAACAACGUGUGUGAACGGCUCCUUCCAUCUACCUAUAGACCUCUGGGAGAAGGAAUGACUUUUGUGGAAGCUUCACCUCCUGAACCACAGAAGCGGCACGGACGAAAGGAGGACGAUCUCGCCCCGUCUCAUCGCGACGGAGAUGAACAGAAGGCAUUAGGAAUCUCAUGUGCAGCGAAGGGGGUGCAGACAUUUGUGAGUGGACCGUGUGUGUCGGGCGUGGCGUGGUCCUCCUUCACAUACGCUCUGCUGCACAGUUCAGAGAAUAUGCAGCGACUCCACAUCGAUAAAGAGGCACAGCUCUCAUGGCAGCUCCUCCUCGCGCAGUGGCAAUCGGUAGUGAACCAUGUGAACA
This is a messenger RNA of Trypanosoma grayi, 1060 nucleotides long. RefSeq lists its product as hypothetical. The record is from RefSeq and is a predicted model, not a curated record. The transcript has a single exon. The annotation marks the transcript as partial. Lineage: Eukaryota; Euglenozoa; Kinetoplastea; Trypanosomatida; Trypanosomatidae.